AUGGAUGAAUGGGAGGAGGCAUUAAAUGGGCUAAGCUCAAAGCUCAAGACGUGUCUGCUCAGAGCCAGAGAGGAAAAGGCCGAUGUAUUGACUGUGUUACUACAGGAGGCCGAGUCAAAGAAAACGCUCGGUCUUCAGAAGCGCUGGAAGAUCAACUUGCGCGGCAAAACAAUUGUUCUUCGAGAUUUAUUCGACAAAAUCAUUGCAUGGGUUUACAAGUUCAAGGCUAUUGGUGACACGGCUGUCCAGUUCGACCCGGCCCCGGCCUCUCUGGCGUGGGCAGGAGUGCAGUUCUUGCUGCAGGUUUGUAUGGCCGAUAGUAUCUGUUUCGAGUCUACAAUUCACGGACUGGAAGUGACAUCUCGGAUGAUAGCUCGCUAUGCCGCCUUUGAGCCUCUUUACACGAAACGAACAUCGGGAAUACAAUCGCAGCUGAAAGGUCGAUUGAAUGAAGAGCUAGAGAAAAUCACACAACUGGAUACAGAAGUGGAAAAGCUUGCUCGAAUUUCAGAUGCUGAAGUUCAACUACAAAUCCAAGAUGUUAUACGUCGUCUGUCCCGUAUUCACAGCAUCAUGCGAGGCAUUCGGAGACGAGACUCGCAGGAUCGACAGAAUUGGGUCGAAACGAGCACAUCAUCCAUUCUUCUCCUUCAUGGAAUCCCAGGCUCUGGCAAGACCAGUCUUGCAUCUUCGGUAAUGGAUUCCUUUUUGGAGCACAAAUCACAAAAUCCCCUUGCAGCACCGCUUGCCUACUUUUAUUGCGGGGAUAGUAAGGUCGGAAGAGGCUGGGCUGAUCCUGAUGAAAUCAUGGGCUGUCUCACUAGACAGUUUGCUGUUAUUGACAGGCAAAAUCUGGAAGUCCAUGAACAUGUGCUGCUUGAAUAUCAACGCAAAGCGGCGGAAGCCAAACUCGAUGGGUUUGAUGUUCCGAAGCUGAAGGUUUCGCAAUGUGUCGACCUGAUUCUUGGAAUUCUUGGGUCGAACCCUGUAGUCCUUGUCGUUGAGGGUGUCGAUGAAAUCGAAGAAACCUGA
Molecule: messenger RNA, 1032 nt
Organism: Penicillium concentricum
Lineage: Eukaryota; Fungi; Ascomycota; Eurotiomycetes; Eurotiales; Aspergillaceae
Product: ATP-binding protein
Exons: 4
Coding region: 1-1032 (343 amino acids)
Source: RefSeq, a predicted model, not a curated record